This is a messenger RNA of Nematocida minor, 1410 nucleotides long. Its product is annotated as elongation factor 1-alpha. The transcript has a single exon. Lineage: Eukaryota; Fungi; Microsporidia. The record is from RefSeq and is a predicted model, not a curated record. Gene Ontology annotation, biological process: translation. Gene Ontology annotation, molecular function: GTP binding; GTPase activity. The coding region runs from base 1 to 1410 and encodes 469 amino acids.
AUGGCAGACCAGAAAGAACAAUACAUUAACGUAUGCUUCCUUGGACACGUGGACAGUGGUAAGAGUACUACCAUCGGGCACCUGUGUUACAAGCUAGGAGCAAUCGACAAGAGAACACUAGAGAAGCUAGAAGAAGUAGCAAAAGAGCACGGAAAGGGAUCUUUCAGUUACGCUUUCUUCUGCGAUAACAACAAAGCAGAGAGAGAGUCUGGUAUCACCAUCCAGGUCUCCAUGAAAGUUGUGAAGACCGCCAAGCACACCGUAAACAUCCUGGACUGCCCAGGGCACAGAGGGUUCCUGAAGAACAUGAUCACCGGAACCGCCCAGGCAGACGUGGCAGUCAUCAUUGUCCCCGCUGCACAGGGAGAGUUUGAGAGAGCAAUCACAGAAACAGGAACUCUCUACGAGCACAUCGUCCUCGCGCACACCCUUGGUGUGUCCAAAGCCAUCGUAGCCAUCAACAAGCUCGACACCCUUGGAUCCGAGGCAGACGCAGAGAAGAGAUUCGUUGAGAUCAGCGAGAACAUCAAAGCAAAGAUGAAGAAGAUGUACAACAUAAAGACAACUCCCAUUGUCGCCAUUUCUGGAUUCAAGGGAGUUGGUCUGGUCGCAGAGGGCGAGAAGUUUGGAUGGUUCAAAGGAUGGACCCCAGAAGACGCACCCGCAGACUUUGUCCCCAUCAGAUCCCUCGAGGAGGCCAUCGACUACUACCCCAUCCCCAAGAGAAUGACGGAGUCUCCUCUCAGAAUCCCUCUGACAAACAUCCUGGAAAUCAAGGGAAUCGGCAGAGUGUACACCGGGCGUGUGGAGUCUGGAGUCUGCACCGCAGGAAUGAAGGUGCACAUCUCCCCCGCAGGAGUCAGCACCGAAGUGAAGACCAUGGAGAUCCACAAGACCGCAAGAAAGAGAGUAGAGGCAGGAGAGAACUGCGGUAUCACCCUGAAGGCCAACCAGGACACCGACAAGAUCAAGCAGGGAGCCGUCAUCGCAGACGCUGCAAACCCAUGCAUCAAGGGAUUCGCUGCAUACGCAACCGUUAUCUUCAUUGGAAAGGUGAAGUGCAUCAAGGCAGGAUACGCGCCCACCAUGGACAUUGCUGCUACCCACGUGAGCUCCGUGUUUGCACAGCUGUGCGACAUCGGAACAAAGAAGGGCAAGGAGUUCGUGGUCACCGCUGACAGACCCUCCGAGAUCGCAGGCACAAGACCGUGCGCUAGAGUCAUCAUUGCCCCCUCCAAGCCCACUGUUAUGGAGAAGUUCUCGGAGUUCCCAUUCCUUGGUAGAUUCGCUUUGAGAGACAUGGGUAAGACCAUUGGCGUGGGCAUCAUCCACGAGGUUCUUGACAAGGCACAGACUGAAGUAAGAGUGCCAGAGUUCUUCAACACAGGAAAGAAGGCCGUUAAGAAGUAA